This is a messenger RNA of Torulaspora globosa, 3612 nucleotides long. It is a transcript of the gene SCP160, whose product is annotated as Scp160p. The transcript has a single exon. Gene Ontology annotation, molecular function: mRNA binding. Lineage: Eukaryota; Fungi; Ascomycota; Saccharomycetes; Saccharomycetales; Saccharomycetaceae. Gene Ontology annotation, biological process: regulation of gene expression. Bases 1 to 3612 code for a protein of 1203 amino acids. Gene Ontology annotation, cellular component: cytoplasm; nucleus. The record is from RefSeq and is a predicted model, not a curated record.
AUGUCCCUAACCUUUGAAAACGAAACGAAUUUGGAGACUCCUCCAACUUCUAAUGACUCCAAUUCUGCUAUUACGUUGAAUGCGGAAGGGGAAGCUGGUUCUCAGCAAGUCGCUGAAGAAACGGCUCAGCCUAAGCCUCUGCCUUCUCUAAAAGAUCUUCCUUCUUUGGGAUCGAACGCUGGUUUGGUCAAUACAAAGAUCAAUUGGGGCCCUAAUGUUAAGCCAGCCGCAGCUCCCUCUAUUUCUUCCUCUCCCUCUCCAUCACCCUCCUCGUUGACUUCGGGUUCUAGACCGAUGCGCUCCAAGACCAUCCAGGAGGCUUUCAGUUUAGAUUUGCAGUCGCAGCUGUCAAUUGGGAAGCCAGAGUUCUCUCGCAUUGUUCAGUCUGUGAAACAAAACCACAAUGUUUCUGUCGAGUCUACUUUGUCCAAGAGUUCUCGUACUUUUUUGAUCUCUGGUGUUCCUCAGAAUGUGUACGCGGCCAGAAGAGAACUAGUGAGAAAGUUGACGAAGCCUAUCACUGACGUUAUUCAGGUCCCAUCGAACUGCAAGGCUGCCAUUAUUGGCUCCGGUGGUAAGAACAUUCGCGAGAUCCAAGAUUCUUGUGACGUUAGGAUCAACGUCGCUAAGGAGAACAAUCCUGACUCUUAUGACGAAGAUUUGGAUGAUUACACUGCUGAUGUCUCGAUUCAUGGUGACAUCGAUUCCGUCAAGUUAGCAAAAUCCAAAAUCAUGAAAAUAGUCAAGGAGGAAGACAAACAUGCUACAAUUCAGUUCACCGUUGAUGACGAAAAACUGCUACCUUUCGUCGACCUAUCCGCGGUCGGAUUCAAGGAUGAUGUGAAGGUACAAUUCUUGAAAAACAGUGCUACAGUUGUUAUUCAGGGUCCAAGAGAAGAUGCCAAGGAAGCAAAACAAAACAUUAAGAACUAUCUACUUAGCCUCUCCAACGAUGUGGUUAGCGAACAAGUUACCAUUCCUACGAAAUUCCAAUUUUUGAUAGAUGAUAAAGAGAUUAAGGAAAAGUUUAACGUUAUCGUGCAAUACCCAACUCAAGCUGACGACGAAAAGGUCUCGUUUGUGGGGCCCCGUUCCAGGGUUCGCGAAGCAAUCGAAUUUGCCAGAACCUCUUCCAAGGCCUAUGCCGUCGAUACCUUGGACAUCUCUAAGUCUCAUGGUAAAAAUUUGGCUCACGCUAAGAAUCUGGCUUUGUUCUUUAAGAAGUAUGAUUAUUUGAAGAACCUGCAAGAAGCUCAUCCAACGAUCAAAAUCGUUCUUCCAUCUCCAGAGGUACUAGCCGUAUCAGACUGCGUCAACAUUCACAUUAGUGGUAAAGCGGAAGAAAAGGAGGAAAUUAAGGCUACUCGUAAAGAGCUAAUCUCUUUGGUUAACCAAAUUAGCCCGCUAGAUACGACUGUAAUUGAUGACGUUGAUUAUGAACUUUUCCACAAGGAAAUCAAGCAUACAUUGGUAGGUCAAGAAGAAUUGGCUGCUUUCGUUCAGUUCGGUGAUUUCUAUCCAGGAAAUGAUGCUAUUUUGUUGAUCGCUUUGAGUUCUAAUGAAGAUUUCAAGCCAUCAGCAGAGGAGAUUGCUGAGACUCUCAAGAAAGUAAGUGCAGCUUUGAAUGACAUCCGUAAGAAGCAGGAUGCUCUGGAGACCAGAACUUUUGAAUUGGCCGCAGACACUCAAGAUUUAUUGCUGAACGAGAACAGCGCAACUUUGAAAUUAAUUCUUGAGGAUAUCAGCCAAGAAGAGGGUCAUCUCCAAAUCAAAUUGCAUACACCGACAGAAAACGAACUCACAUUAAAGGGAAACGAAAGAGCGGUGAAUAUAGCAAACAAGGCUAUUGAGUCCGUCGUCAAGGCGCCUUCUCAAAAAUUCAAAGAUGUCAUUGAGAUUCCUGCCAAUGCUGUAUCUAGGUUGAUCGGGACCAAAGGUGCCAACACUCAGCAGUUGCGUCAGAAAUACGAUAUUCAAAUUGAUGUGCCAUCUGAAAGCGAGAGCGGAAAGCCUGUCUCCGUAACUUUGACUGGUUUACAAUACAAUGUGGAACAUGCCAAGGUAUUCAUCGCUGCUGAGGCCAAGAAAUGGGCAGACAUUAUUACAAAAGAGCUAAUUGCCGCUCCCAAAUAUCACCGCAACUUACUUGGUCCUCAGGGUGCUUACCGUAAUCGUCUACAAGAUAAGUACAACGUCCGAAUUCUUUUCCCAAGAAACGAAGAUAUUAUCACCAUCAGAGGUCCAUCCCGUGGCGUUGCAAAAGCAUACCAAGAGUUGGAAGCUUUGCUGGAUUUUGAAAUGGAAAAUGGUCAUAAAUCGAUCAUCAAAGUUCCAGCUGAGCAUGUUCCACGCAUUAUCGGUAAGAAUGGUGAUAUGAUCAACGACAUCAGGGCUGAAUUCGCUGUCGAAAUGGAUUUCCUACAAAAGACUACUGACAGUCAAGUGCAGGAAUCGGGCGAGGUUGAACUUGAGAUUACUGGUUCCCGCCAAGCCAUUCAGGACGCGACCAAGAAAGUUAAGGAUAUUGUUGCCGAAGCCUCUGAUUUCGUCAAAGAAACGCUGGAUAUUGACCGCAAAUACCACAAGACUAUUGUGGGCGCUGGUGGGCGUACACUUAGGGAAAUUAUUUCCAAGGCUGGCGGUGACGAAUACAGGAACAAAACCGUUGAUGUCCCUAAUGCAAACUCCGAUUCUCAAUUGAUUAAGGUUGAGGGUCCCAAGAAAUUUGUCGAUAUCGUCGUUAAGGAAAUCAAGAAGCUUGUCGAAGAAGGCGAAAACAGCAUCAAAGCCGAAUUAGACAUUCCUGCAGAAAGACAGGGUGCCUUGAUUGGGCCUGGAGGUGUCGUUCGCCGCCAACUGGAGUCUGAGUUCAAUGUCAUCUUGAAUGUUCCAAAUAAAGGCGAAUCUGGCAAGGUGACUUUGCAAGGAUUACCAGAUAAUGUCGAGAAAGCUAAAUCCAAAAUACUUUCUGAGAUCAUCCGAGACAACUUUGACCAUGAGCUCUCCGUUCCUGCAAACUUGCAUGAAUUCGUUUCCGAGCGCGGUGCUUUCAUCCAAAACUUAAGAACUGAACUCUCAAUCAACGUGAGACAUGGUAACGGCGCAAAGAAGGCUAACAAGAUUUCACGUAAAGCCUUGAACAUUCCUACCGAAAGAGUUCGUGGUUCUGAUGAGGAGAAAAUCAAAUUUACCAUUGAAGACGUUACGUUAGACGAUUCCAACGAGGUGGGCGAAAUUUCUUGGAGACUGAGCUACGAACCAGUCGAUUUGACUGCCAUCUUAGGGGAAGGAGAAGAGCAAAAGGAAGACGGAAAAGAUGAGGCUAACAAAAAGCAAUCCGCAAUCAACAAAGCUGUCCAACUGAUUGAAGAAAGAAUCGCUCUUGCUCCUCAGGCCACCUCUGCUGGCUACAUCUGGAGUUCUGAUACCAAGAAAUUCAACAAAAUCGUUGGCCCAGGUGGUUCGAACAUUAAGAAGAUUAGAGAAGCUUCAGGCACUAUUAUCAAUGUACCAAAGAGAUCCGACAAGGUGAACGACGUUGUUUACAUUAGAGGUACCUCUGAGGGUGUUAAGAAAGCGGGAGAGUUGAUCUUGAAAGCUCUCAAGAACUAA